Molecule: messenger RNA, 1287 nt
Organism: Filobasidium floriforme
Lineage: Eukaryota; Fungi; Basidiomycota; Tremellomycetes; Filobasidiales; Filobasidiaceae
Exons: 1
Coding region: 1-1287 (428 amino acids)
Source: RefSeq, a predicted model, not a curated record
AUGUCUGAAGAACUUGUUGCAUCCAUCACGCUUGACGAUCUGCCUCACGACUUGAAUCUGCCUUUCGACGAUACGGCUGCAACAGAUCACCUCCUAGUCAGCCCUGAGAGACAGCGUAUCGACCCUCAGGAAUCGUGGUGUCUAGAUCAGUAUUCGGGAGGACACCUUGAUGUGGGAUCCUCGCAAUAUGCUUGCCAGGCAAGUGCGGGAAUAUUGUUACCAAUCAGUCCAACCAUGCCCGAGCUCUGCUAUCCCGUCAUCGCACCUGAUGUGGAGCCUUAUCAUCAAUACUCAUUCUCGAUGACUCGUCGUCAGUCCCAAUACAGUCAAAACGAUUCCAUGAUACAGAGUGAUCCCCUCAACUCACCUUGGUAUCCGUCUCGUUCUGCGGAUCUGCUUGAUCAGACAUCCACCUUGGGCCCGCCUGUACCGGCGCAAUCACAAGGGGAUAGCUUGGACUUAGGGAUGCAACAUGACGGCACUCCCUUUAUUCAACGGACUAUGGAUCUGUCCGAUGCAUUCGUCGGCACGUUGCAUGAUCCGUCGCAGGCAAGGAUCGUCCAGCCACAAUGGCCAACCGUUGGCGUUUCGGGCUUCAUAAGCGGCAACGACGUGAUGUCAGGACCGCUCGAUGAUGCUUCCCAGCAUUCACUCCUGCGAUUGCAGUAUGAUGCAUCAUCUGUCGUUGAUACUGCCUCUUUCGUGCUCGUACCCUCUGUGUCUUAUGGCGCAAUGCGGAGCAGUAGUCCCGUCAAUUUUCCAGGCGGGUCCAACUCGCAAGCUAAGAAAGGUCCGAGAAAGGGACCAAAGUCAGCAGCAGCGCCUUUGUCGCACCCGCUGGCAGAGCCUAUCCCGUACUGUACUCUGAGACUCCUUGCAGAGUGGAUGGAACGGCUUGAGUCCAAGACGGUGGUUCCGGAAUCGGUGGAGAAGCGGUUGGCAACACUGCUCAAAGCGUCAACAAGGCGUUUUCUCGAUCUCUAUUGUCUGCGAGACUUCGAAGAAUGGGCACGCACAAAGGCUGGAUUAGCAGAGAAUCCUGCGAUCAGAAUUUGUGGAUACUGUUACCACACAUACGGACAAUUUUAUCCUACGCGAUCGAACAACUAUGAAGAGGCGUGCGAAUGCCAUCAGGUUAAAUCUUUGUACUUCCAGAAGCACGCCCAAGUAUAUCGAGACGCCGGAAAGUCGACGUGGCGACCCAUUCAUCCGCCUCAGGACGUGCAAGGGUCCGAGGCCACUGUUCUAUCUGAAUGCGAUCUGGGCGAUUGUACGGUAUACACAUAG